AUCUUUCUUCCAGGUCCCGCCCCUCCCCUGGUUACCGGAAGUGUGAUGUGGCUCGUGGCGGCGCGUAACUAUGUCUGCGAUCUUCAAUUUUCAGAGUCUUCUGACAGUAAUCUUACUGCUUAUAUGUACAUGUGCAUACUUAAGAUCGUUGGCUCCCAGAUUACUGGAUAACAAUAAAACAGGAUUAUUGGGCAUAUUCUGGAAGUGUGCCAGAAUUGGUGAACGGAAGAGCCCUUACGUAGCAGUAUGCUGUAUUGCAAUGGCUUUCAGUAUUCUGUUUGUACAAUAAAAAUGGGAAAAUGUUAAGAACAUACUGCUGUCAGUUUGCAAUCAAAUAAAAGACUUUAAGAAAUAGAAGACAAAAAUUCAUUCUACACCUCAAUUUCUUUGGACAAGAAAAUUUUGUGUUUCAGUAUUUUUGGUUAAAGAGCAGUGAUGUUGGAAAAAAUACAGCUACUAAUCAAUUCUUUUGAAUGGCUAACCUUUAUUUAUGUUAAUUAUUCUAUAUUUCAGUAAAGGCUUUUUAAGAGUACAACAGUGAGUUAUGUCUGCUAAUGUUGAUUUGAUGUUAAUUCCAAAAUCCUUUUAAAUGCUUUUUAUUUAAAAGUCUUUAUUUUUUCCAUGUUGUUUUAGGAAAAAGUAUUUAAAUUAUAGACAAAAAUAAAGUAAAAUUGUAUCAUAAAGGAAAACAGAUACAGAUAGUCCUCAACUUAUAAUUAUUGAUUUAGUGAGUAUUUGAAGUUACAACAACAUGGAAAAAAAGUGAUGACUGGUCCUUACGCUUUUAACAACCUUUGCAGGAUCCCUACGGUCAGGUGAACAAAAUUCAGGCAUUUGGUAACUGGCAUCUAUUUACAACAGUUGUGGGGUCAUGUGAUUGCCAUUUGCAACCUGAUCUUCAAUAAGCAAAGUCAAUGGGGAAGCCAAAUUCAUUUAAUGAUCAUGUGAUUUCCUUAUCAACUGCUGUGAUGGCAAAAAAGUUUGUAAAAUUAGGCACAAUACACGUAACAGCAACUUUGCUUAGCAAUGGAAAUUCUGGUCCCAGUUGUAGUCAUAAGUCAAUAACUAACUACUACUGUAAGGGAGAGUUAAACUUAAAACUAUUUGGGACAGAAGAUUUCAAAUCCAUUUCAUGAUAGCUUUUGUGAUUGUUACAUCUAUAGGUUUUACACAUUAUAAAGUUCAUGCAAUAGAAAAUUUAAAAAAAACUAUUCCAUUCUAUUAUGACUUUAUUAAACAAACAUAUAUAAUACAGUCAACUGUUAAUAUUUAUGUUUCAUCUUGAAUCUGCUUUUUAGUAAACAAUUAUAUAAACUUACUUAUGGUUGUCAACUAUUCGGACUUAAAUUUCAUGCAUGUAUUUCUGUCAUCUAUUGGGAAAUGGAAUACAAUCUGGAUUUUUUUUUUAGAAACAUCCAAAUAUUGUCUUUUAAUCAUUUCACCAGUAUUUAUCAGUACUUUAUUAUAGCACUUCAAAAACUGAAAACAAUAUUAUCUUAGUGUUCGCUGAAAUUAUCUAAUCUGAUCUUUUAUUUGCCUAUUACCUAUCUAGUGUAUCAGUAUAAUUGUACAAAUACUCCUUUGACUUUUAACUUAGUUUACAAAUCACGAGAAAUGUUUUAUGAUCCUUAAAUAUAAAUUUAUACAGAUUAUGUUCUAAAUUACAGCUCUACUAUGAAACUUUUAUUAUGAAAUUGAUUUUUCAAAUUAUUACUAUACAGCUGGUCCUCAUUUAAUAAUCACUCAUUUAGCAACCAUUUUAACUUGUGAUGGCACUGAGUAGUACUUAUGGUCUGUCCUUGAAGUUCUGACCAUUGCAGUAUUCCCAUGUUACAUUAUAUAAUUUGUGACCUUCCCCAGAAGGAAGUCAGAAAUCAUAAUAAUAUGAGAUCCUUGCUUAAUUAUCUGCUGAGAUCUCAAUCAUGGUAACCGGGACUACCAGAACUGUUGUCAGUAACUAGCAAGGUUGUCCAUAUCAUUAGCAACAGAAAUUCCAGUGCCAGUUUCUGUUAUUAAACAAGGAUUACUUGUAGAUUAAUUUGAAGGAGCAUGAGAAGAAUAAAGCAAUAUUAUGAAGUAGAUAUUGUUAAACAUUGAAAAUGAUACAGUAUGGUAUUUAUUAGGAAUAUGAAGACAUUUAGCAUUUGGUAAUUUUUACACUGCAGGUAGUCUUUAGUUAACUGUUUAGUAACCAUUUGUUAUGAUGAAAAAGUACUGUAACUUUGCAACCCAUCCUCUCACUUAUAACUGUUGCAGGUGUGUAAACCAAGGGAAAGCUGAAGAUCAUUAGGGUUUUAUGUAGUGGCUGCUUCAUGUAAAUAUCAAAUUAUUGUCCCAAUUGUGGUCACUAAACAAGGAUUAUCAAUAUUAAGGUGUAAAUUUAAUUGUGAAAUUAGAGGUGUUGGGGGGGGAGUCUGCUUUGCAAACAUUGUAAAACAAUCAUGCAUGCAAUAUUUUCAAAAUAUGUAAGAAAUGAUGUAUUGUGUAGUAAGUGAUUAUAAUAAUUCUAAGGAAUAAUUGUGCUACAUGAUGCUCUUCAGAAGCUUACCAGUUUGGAGGAAUGAUAAAUUCUAUUUUAAUUUAAAGUCUGGUAAAGAAGAUAAUGAUACCAAGAACUGCUUCCUUAAAUGAUGCCUAAAUGCAAUGUUCCAUUCCAGAUAUUUAGAAGGAUUUUAAAAUAUAUUUUUCUUGAAUAAUUCAGUCUGAGAUUAGAAGAAUAUUUUACAUUCCUUGAACAGAACCUCACUGAGAAUGAGAACUCUAGAAAGACAUGGGAAGUUCAUACUGGUUAUUCCUCCCUCUCCCCCUCCUGUAUCUGUACUUUUACAUCUUAAUACUUGGAGCACAACUGUUUUAGUUGUUAAGUACUACAAUAAUCUAUUUUCACUAAAUCACCUUUUAAAAAGUUCUUUUAAAAACUAUAUUUUCAAGAGAACUGGUUUGUUUAAGUAAUGUAUCAGAAGUUCGGAAGCUAAGUGGUGGGGCGUGGGGAACACUUUCAGAACCUUCAUAACUUGCUUUCAUAUUUUCAGAUAACAAGGUCUUCUAUAGUCAUCAGUUUUUGGGAUUAUAAUCCAAACCAGCACACCUGAAAGAUGUCUGGUUUGGAUCUUACAAUAUCU
This is a messenger RNA of Thamnophis elegans (Western terrestrial garter snake), 3122 nucleotides long. It is a transcript of the gene TMEM167A, whose product is annotated as transmembrane protein 167A. NCBI's taxonomy places the organism in Eukaryota, Metazoa, Chordata, Lepidosauria, Squamata, Natricidae. The record is from RefSeq and is a predicted model, not a curated record. Gene Ontology annotation, biological process: protein secretion; intracellular transport. The coding region runs from base 71 to 289 and encodes 72 amino acids. The transcript is spliced from 4 exons.